AUGAGUGGGACGAAGCGGGAUGAGCUUGAUGGGGAUCGGCCGCCAUAUCAUGCCUUUUUCUCCGACAAUAAGUCGACUGACAUCGUUUUGAAAGUGGUCUUUAACAUUUUCUCCUUCGUUCUCAUUGUUGUAUUUAUUGCGUGGAUCAACACUUUACGUAAUCGCCCCCGUCGUAAGCGAAAUGUGGAAUCCAUUGCUGUACGCGAUUUCGCUGCUCUCUUUGAGUCUGGUAUUAUUAGUAGGCUAAGCUCUGUCUCAAAAUUUUCUGAGGAUUAUUCAAUAUUAUCUUCAUAUAUUGGAUCCAAAAUUGUGGUAGUGAUCUCCGAAUGGGAUAAAAUCGAAAAAUCAAAUGUCGAUUUGAAACUUAGGAAAUAUUUUACAAAGUGUCAUAGCUCGUUCUGCUCAGAAUGGCACGGACUUCUAUUCUCUGAUCCAUUUUCUGUUGAACAUUCAAGAUUGGGAGAAUUCUUUGACUUUGCAAAUGGAACUAUUUGCACAAGUCUUUUUGUUGGGGCUUCUAUUCGUGCAAUGGACCACUAUUUGAAAGUAUUGCCCCCUAAAUUCACCUUGACUGAUGAAAGUAUUGGUCGAGUAGCUCUCGAAACUCUUUUUCAAUUUAUUCUGCAUCACGAAACAGGGGAGAAGUCCAGUCGUGAAAUUCUUUUAAAGUUUGAUGAGUUGUCUCGAGGUCUUUUGAACCUGCAUACAACCGGAAUGCUCCCAAAACCAUUUCGAUCGAUUGGUGUUAAAUGGAUUACAGAGGGGGUUAAUCAAUUACUCCAACCUUUCAUUAUCUAUCAUCUCAAUCACAGCAAAAAUGUUCCUCCUAAAACCCUUCUCUCGCAUAUUCUUGAAUCCAAGCGAAAACUAAGCCUUUCAGGAAUUAAGAGUGAAGACAUUGAGGGAUUUCUUACAACCAGGCAUCUUAGCCAUCUUGUAUUUGAGUACCUUUUUAUUGGUUAUCACAGCCUUCUUCCUUGUCUAAGGCUCAUACUUGAGGUCCUCAAUAACCGGUCAAUUUGGGCUCAACAAUUGUCUAAGGACCUGACCAACCAUCGGAAGAGUUGUUCUUUCAUUUGCAGUAAACAUACAGCUGAUCUAAAGGAGGACUGCUUGGAAUUGGAUUCUGGCUGUUUACCGUUCUGUAAAGAUCUCUGUCUGGAAGCACUUAGAUUCACGGUAUCUGGGUGGCCUUUAGGAUGUAUUCGAGAAUCUUAUCGUGAUGGAGACUGUUACCUAUCUGGUGACCUCAUUCUUCUCAAUGAACCUGCUGUAUUUCACGAUGAAUCAAUAUGGUUUUCUCAGAAAGUUUGUAACACUGGAACCGGUGUCCAUCCAUUCCUUCCAUUUGACCGCCACGGUUGCAAAGCUUCUAACUAUCUCACUUAUCGUGUUCUCCUCAACUCUAAAGUUGGUUUUGUGCCUAGAUUUCACAUCUAUCGAAUUCUCCUAGCAACCAUUGUACAUCUCUUUACAAAGUGCUCAAUUAAAACCGAUUCUUCGUUGGAUAGCGCAGCAUUGGAUGAGUUUGCCAAUCUCCCCCUUUACCUACCUAUGGUUGCACAACUCAGUAGCGGUAUCGAAUUACACAAAAAAGAUCUCUAA
Rodentolepis nana is the source of this 1605-nucleotide messenger RNA. The record is from the annotation of a GenBank genome assembly. Lineage: Eukaryota; Metazoa; Platyhelminthes; Cestoda; Cyclophyllidea; Hymenolepididae.